This is a messenger RNA of Ilex paraguariensis (yerba mate), 1954 nucleotides long. Lineage: Eukaryota; Viridiplantae; Streptophyta; Magnoliopsida; Aquifoliales; Aquifoliaceae. The record is from the annotation of a GenBank genome assembly.
GUAAAAUUCUCUCUCUCUCUCUCUCCACUUUUUAAAGAUUCUUGAUUGAAGACAAUUCCAUCGCAACUCUCUCUGUUGUUCUUCCUGGCGCAAAUCCAGCAGCAGAAUCUACACCGAAAAUUUCCCCGCGGAUUUCGUUUUCCUUAGAUUUCAUCUAUUACUUCUAAAUUGCAUUUCCCGUCAUUGCGAUUGCCCCAUAAUCCGCCUGUGUGUGUGUGUGUGUGUGUGUUACAUCACAGUUUUAUCAGCUUUUCCACCAAUGUAUCAGAAAACUAGGGUUACCAAUAGUCCCAGAUUUUGGGUUUCAUUUUUCUGAUGAUAUAGCGUAUAGGGUUUUAAUUCAUUCAUUAAAUUCAUUUUUUUUCUUCUUGUUAAAUUAUAAAUUUAUAUUUAGUAUAUAAAUAUUAUUUUGUUGAUACAUGAUAACGGGAAUUAGGGUUUUUCUUUGAGGAAAAUAUUUUACCAAAUAAAUUUGGGAGUUUGGAUGAUCUAAGUGGUGGACUUCUAAGGAUCCGAGGAUUUGGUGAUCUAAGCUGUGGAUGAUUGAUUGAGAAUUUGAGACUUCUGUUUCGAGAUGUUGAAUUAUUGGGUUGAAAUUUGAAAAUAAGAAAGAGUUAGUUACUGUGUUUUUUGGAGUUUCGAGGACAGUUUUGAUUUUGGGCAUCCAAUUAUGGAUCAUGUGAUUGGUGGGAAGUUUAAGCUUGGGAGGAAGAUCGGUAGUGGAUCUUUCGGCGAGCUCUAUUUGGGAGUCAAUGUACAAACUGGGGAUGAGGUUGCGGUGAAGCUGUUAGUACGCCUUAUCUCUAAUAUGAUGUGUUUCAAUUUUGGAAGCCCUUUUACCUGGGGCUUGGAGUCAGUCAAGACAAAGCACCCUCAGCUUCACUAUGAAUCAAAAUUGUACAUGCUUCUGCAGGGAGGAACUGGUAUUCCCCACAUCAAAUGGUUUGGAGUUGAAGGUGAAUACAAUGCCAUGGUCAUUGACCUUCUUGGGCCAAGUCUAGAAGACUUGUUCAACUAUUGUAAUAGGAAGUUCACAUUGAAAACAGUUUUAAUGCUUGCAGAUCAAUUAAUUAACAGAGUUGAAUAUAUGCAUUCAAGAGGUUUUCUUCACCGUGACAUAAAGCCCGACAACUUUUUAAUGGGGUUAGGGCGCAAAGCAAAUCAGGUAUACAUCAUUGACUAUGGGCUCGCAAAAAAGUACAGGGAUCUUCAAACACACAAACACAUACCGUACAGGGAGAACAAAAAUCUCACCGGCACAGCUCGUUAUGCAAGCGUUAAUACCCACCUUGGUGUUGAACAAAGCAGACGGGAUGAUCUACAAUCUCUUGGUUACGUCCUUAUGUAUUUUCUGAGGGGAAGCCUUCCCUGGCAGGGUUUGAAAGCUGGCACUAAAAAGCAGAAAUAUGACAAAAUCAGUGAAAAGAAGAUGCUUACACCCAUAGAGCAGCCCAAUGGAAAAUUAGCUUUGAACCCAGGACCAUCUGUGGAAAAUACAGAGAAGACCCCAGUGAAGCAAGAGUUUCGAGAUAGAUUCUCUGGUGCAGUUGGGGCAUUUGCCAGAAGGAGUGGCUCUGGUGGUGGCUUGCAUGGGGAUCACUCGAGGCACAGGCCUUCAGAAGAUAUACCAUCAUCAAAGGAAGUGCGAGUUGAUUCUCAAAGAGGUCGCAUCUCUAGGCCCAGCAGUGCCUCAAAGAGAGCUGUUGUGUCAAGCAGCCGGCCAAGUUCCUCUGGUGAACCUAGUGAAAAUAGACCUAGUCGUCUGGGCUCCAGCAGUGGUCGGUUGUCCACUUCCCAAAGGAUCCAACCUGGGAUCGAGUCCAAAUCAUCAUCAUUCACUCGAGCUGCAGCCACAAGAGGCGAGCGUGAUGAUACUCUUCGAAGCUUCGAGCUACUAACCAUUGGCACGGGAGGAGGAAAUAAGGGGUACUCGGUUGCUGAUGGGAAUCAGUAA